Molecule: messenger RNA, 2303 nt
Organism: Homalodisca vitripennis (glassy-winged sharpshooter)
Lineage: Eukaryota; Metazoa; Arthropoda; Insecta; Hemiptera; Cicadellidae
Exons: 11
Coding region: 43-1776 (577 amino acids)
Cellular component (GO): cytosol; protein serine/threonine phosphatase complex
Molecular function (GO): protein phosphatase regulator activity
Source: RefSeq, a predicted model, not a curated record
CUGGAAGGCCUCGUACCAAAUGUUUCUGACAUCCUACUCAGUAUGUCUAGUACCAACACGCUAACUUCAGAUAAAGUUGAGUCAGGCAAGGACGUGGGCCAGGCACUAUUUGUCUGUGAGAAGAACCUGAACGAUGCCCCACACUGGAGGCUCCAGGAAGAGCUGCUGGCAGGGUUCAGUGUUGUACCCAAGGUCUUUCACCCGGAGUUUGUCUACCUCUACUUUGUGCCUCUCCUGCUGACCAGGGCCGUGAGCGGGAGAAUUCUACCUUGUCGGGUUGCAGCCUUGAACACGCUUCUGGUCAUCAUUGCUGAUCCAUCCCAAGCGAAACAGAAGUUGAAAAUUCGCAACAAAGUAUUAGAGCUGUGUAACAACUCCAGCUUCCAUUGCCGGCAGCUGUUUCUGCGAGGAAUGUCCUCGCUCGUCACAGUCUCACCGGAGAUGCUCAAGGAGUUGUUCUUCCACAACAUUACCUCCAUGGCAGAAGAUAAGGUGCCCAACAUUCGGUUGAUGCUCUGCAAGCUGUUGCCAAAAUUGAAAACAAUAGCUAUGGAUCCAGUAGAUCGCAAGCUGCUGGCUAGCAUAGAUGCUGCCACUACCUCAAUGAGUGGAGAGACCGACCGUGACGUGCAGAUGCAGCUCAAGAUCGCACUGAAUCUCAUGGAUGAGGGUGACAAGGUGAAGGUUUUGGGCAGUAAACGGCUAGAGCCAGAUGGUGAAAGCAGUUCAAUGCAACGGAAAAGCAAUACAAUGGGCUUUUCCAAUACUAUAUCACCUUUGACAGAUAUGAGAAGUUUUACUAGUGAAUCAUCGGCAAGAAGUAUAUCAUCCCAGUACAGCGUGGCCAGCCAACAACAAGCAGCUUCUUCCAGACCAAAACCUUAUACUGGUAACCAGGCUAUUCGAGUCCAGAGCACGCCGGCAGCGACAACAGGUUCUCCCAGGUAUCCGGUGUCCCCCCGCACCACACAACAGAAGUCCGGGGUCAAAGCACCAGGUGAAAAAAGAAAGCCAUCAUUACAAAGAUUGGCAAUGGAUGACCCUGAUGAGUUUCUAGUGGAUGCAGGGAUACCCCUUAAUACUGCGACGGAAGUAGUCAAGAGAAUACCAACCCCCAGACCAGUCCAUCGUCCCCUGCUGCUGUUAGACUCGGAGGAAUCUAACUCAGAGCACAAGACCGGUACAAGGACUCUACCAGUAUUAACAACGUCCAGACCGACACUCAUCAACAAAAAUAUCAACUUCAAUUACCGUCCUAGCAACUUACCUGUGAAGAAAGCAAAUUUCAAGCCUUUGACCAAUGAAGAAAUCGAGAAAGAGCUUUUACUGCCGGAUAAAGAAAUCGUGUCGGACUCUAUCCAUCCAUACUCCCCCAGAACAUCUGACCGGCUGAAGUAUCCCGGUCGGACAACGAGGACGUCCAAGAAGGAGAACAAGAGGUACAGCCUGGAUGUGGGGGUCAUCUCUAACACUUACACCAGAAUCGAGACUAGGUCUGGAAAUGUGAAUAAACGCUACAGUUUGAACGUCGAUGCGAAAAAGGAUGUUGGAAAUAAGAAGAGUAUGUCUUGCAUCAACAACAAUACCGUAAUGAGUCCCAAAUUGGGUUCGACAAGGUCAGGAAUAGUUCGACCGCAGUCGUGUGUCUUGGAGACAGAGAAGGUGAACCACUCCAAGAGGUCAAUGUCAGUGGAGAAUCUGCCACCGAAAGUGACAAGGUUGGCCAGCAGACUCCCAGUAAGGGCAACUGAUCCAAAGCCAUCAAAACCAAAAUGAAGCAACUCCCAAAAUGAAGAAAGUUUCUAUGGUAACUGUGAUAGUAAAAUUAGGUUGAAAUAAGUUAUGAUGCAACAAAGUAUUUAUUUUUAAUAGAUACGUAAGAUUUUAUAUUUAUUGAUUCAAAGACUUUUAAUGUAAAUGACAGCCUUAGAGUUAGUGCCAUAGCAGGGUCUUAAUUAGGAUUGCAUUUCUAAUGUACACAAAAUCGUGUGUAAUCCUCACAAGCUGUUACUACACAAGUACAGUAUCGAUGUAAACAAUUUACAUAAAUUAAGGUAAACAACAUUUAUUUUUAUUGUCUUCUUGCAGUGACUUUAAAUUAGUGGAUUUGAAUGUAUGAAACUGUUUCAUCUAAUCCCCAUUCCAGAUUUUUUAACUGUUUUAUGGAUUGUACCAGAAAAUAAUAUAAACUUCUUUGAUUCAUUUAUAAUUUUCUCAAAUAACAAGUGCAAUCUUAAUUUUUGUUAAUUUAAGAUUGUACUGUCGAAUAUAAUCCAAAUGUAUAUUUUAAACAUAUUAUACAU